Molecule: messenger RNA, 2662 nt
Organism: Camelina sativa (false flax)
Lineage: Eukaryota; Viridiplantae; Streptophyta; Magnoliopsida; Brassicales; Brassicaceae
Source: RefSeq, a predicted model, not a curated record
CGAUUGACAACAACACAACAAAACUUUCACUUUUCCAUACAGAGAAAGAACAAAAAAAAAAUCCUCUGAAAUCAAACCUAGGUCCUCGGUCUCAUUAGAACACAAAUCAAUUUUUCCUAUCGAUCCAUCUUCAUCACCAUGUGGAUAAGAAGCGUCUCCUCUCAUCUCAAAAUCCUAGCCGCCGGUGUCGUCGCUGCUUCUCCUCGUCUCCUCUCAUCUCAAAACACUUUUUUCCCCCUUUUCUUUUCUUCUAGGUUUUGAUAACAGAGAGAGAGAGAGAGUCACUAUAAAGAUUUUUGUUUCCUGGGUUUUGUCUGGGAGGAAUCAAUCAGCGAACCUACGGUACUCUCUCUGUCUCUCUCUCUCUCUCUCUGGCUCUUUUGUGUGUUGUUGCUGCUGGGUGUAAACUUUUUCUCAAAAUCGAAGCUUUAUCGGGAAUUGAUUGACAACUAAACCCUAACAAUUGGUUUAGUACUUUUGUUUAGAAUAGAGGAAAUGAAGAAAGAGUUUGUACUUUUGAUGCAAUAGUCUUUCUUUAAUUCUUGUAUGUUCUUUCUAGUAAGUCGUUCAAUGAUGAUCUAAAGCCGUUCUUUAGCCAUUUUCAUUAAUGUUAUUUGUAAUCAAUGAUUUCCAUUUUUAGCUUCCUCUGUAAUCCUGAUUUGACUAUAGUCUAUAAAAUGGUUCUGAGAUCGAUCUUCACCAAGGAACCUCUCAAUUGAUGGAUCUUCUUCAAGGUUAGAAAUUAUUUGAUUCUCGAUUAUGAAUUUGUCUGCUUCUUCAGUCGGAAAGAUUGUAGGAUUUUAUUGACUCUUAGCUUUGUUGUUUUUUUUCCCAAAUUUAGGAGCUUUGGUGUGUACUGUCAUCUUUCCUAAAUUUUGUGUGUACUUGUAUACAUAUGCUAUACAUAUUUUCUCAACCUUUUUUCUUAUAGAGUUAUACUCAUAUUUCUUGUGUUUUUCAAAAGGAGGAGAAGGAGAUUGAAAUGGAAGAUGCAGAUAAAGAAGAAGAGUGUGUGAGCGAUAUUGACCUCUGUGAUGGGAAGAAUCCUUUAGCCGUGGUUGAAUAUGUCAAUGAUAUGCAUACUUUCUACAGGAAAUCUGAGGACGAGCCCAUCUGAGUUUAUUGGUCCGUUUGAUCAGUAUAUGGAGUACUCCAUCUGCAUGAGAUUUGAAGGCGAAGAGGCUCCUAAGCAGAGGUAACAGAAGAAAUUAUUUCAGUAAAACCCUCAUGCAGAGAUUGUGGAAUGGCCAGAAGCUGGUGACAAGCCCAUACAUAUAUCGGCUUUGGUAGUCUCAUAUUUGUUGUAGUGAGGUCAACUCUUGGCAGCUAUAGGACGAGCUGCCAACAACCAGUUCUUCCCUGUUGCAUGGGCUAUUGUGCCAGUAGAGAAUACAGAUAGUUGGAUAUGGUUUAUUCAGCUUCUUAAAACAGACUUGCAACUUGGAGAUGGUGAAGGAUUUAGUCUCAUCUCAGACAAGCAUAAGGGUAUGCUUAUUGCUGUGGAACAAGAGUUGCCCAAAGUCGAACAUCGUAUGUGUGCACGCCACAUAUAUGGGAACCUUAGGAGAGCAUAUCCAGGCAAAGAGCUGCCUAAACACCUUUUUUGGGCUGUUGCUAAAAGUUUCAAUGCCGUAGACUACUACAAAGCCACUGAAGAUCUAAAGAAGUUUGAUCAAGGUGUUUAUGAAGCUUUGAUGUCGAAGAAUCCAGAGAACGGUAGCCGUGCUUUCUUCAGUUGCACUUCAGUGUGUGAAGAUGUCUCGAAUAACUUCUCAGGGUCUUACAACAUUACUAUCAACAAAGCAAGAGAGAUGCCAUUGGUAGCAAUGUUGAAGACCAUAAGGCGACAAUGCUUGAUCCGAAAUGAAAUGAGAAGAAAGAAGGCUGCAAAGCACAAGGGGAAGUACACUCCGAAAGUGGCCAAGACCAUUAAGGAAGAACAGAGAUACUUGAAGUAUUGUCAGGUAAUCCCCUGCGGCAAUGAUCAUUAUGAGGUGGCAGAACAUGUUCAUCAUGGUUUCAGGGUUGAUAUGAAUGCAAAAACAUGUGCAUGUAGAAGGUGGAGUAUGACAGGAAUUCCUUGUCGUCAUGUCUUGCAUGUAAUUGGGAUGAAGAAUAAUCUGAAGCCUGAGGAUUUUGUUAACUUUGACUGGUAUUUGACAUCAAGAUGGGUGGCUCAAUACAAUGAGACAAUGAGGGGAGUUAAUGGUAUGUACUUCUGGAGAAAAUCCGGUGAAACAGAGCUUCAACCACCACCUAGAGAGCCAACUAAAGGGCGGAAAAAGAUACAAAACGAAUCAAGGGCAAAAAUGAAUCUCCAAAGAAAAGGAAAAAGCAAGCAAAGGAUGUAGAAGAUGAGGCUCCACCAAAGAAGAUCAAAAUUACCAUAGCAGGAAUUACUUUGCAUUGUGCUAACUGUAGAAUGGUAGGACAUAACACAAAAAGGUGUCUUAAUGUUGGGGUCCAACGCAAGAAGCCAAGGAAAACAAAAGGUGAAGGUCCAAAUCAAGCAAGUCAAGCAAGUUAACCAAGCCAAUCAAGCCAACCAUCACAUAUUUCACUUGCUGAUUAUGUGUUUUAUAGCUUAUGAUGAUUCAUAUUUUAGGAUCAUGUUGUUUGGAUUGAAUGUUUAGGAUGAUGGUUUUUUGGGAUAUGGUUUAAG